Oryzias melastigma (Indian medaka) is the source of this 3222-nucleotide messenger RNA. Its product is annotated as 3-oxo-5-alpha-steroid 4-dehydrogenase 2. Gene Ontology annotation, cellular component: membrane. The transcript has 5 exons. Gene Ontology annotation, biological process: steroid biosynthetic process. Gene Ontology annotation, molecular function: 3-oxo-5-alpha-steroid 4-dehydrogenase activity. Lineage: Eukaryota; Metazoa; Chordata; Actinopteri; Beloniformes; Adrianichthyidae. The record is from RefSeq and is a predicted model, not a curated record. Bases 342 to 1103 code for a protein of 253 amino acids.
CAUCCCCCCAUCAUCCAUCUUUCAUCCAUCAUCCCCCCAUCCUUCCAUCCAUGAAUGAUUGUGUUGCUGGAGCCUAUCCCAGCCUCUCUCUCUCUGAACGCUCUCCUGGAUCAGUUCGUGGACUGCUUGAUACCAGAUAGAAAUGAACCAGAAAUCCACACAGACAAACCGGACGGGUUGGAACCUCUGGUGACUUUGGAAAGUCUUUCCGGAACUCUUCCUAUGUGCACGGUGGCUGUGCACGGUGCACCUGCUCUGAAGGCGGAGUUUGAUCACGUGACCAGAGGAAGACUCGCUGUGUCGGUGCGCGGGUUCUCACUCUGGUCCUCGAGCGUGGCGGGAUGACUUCGUGCAGGGAGAGCUCGGUGUUUUAUCUGAGCUGGAUGCUCAUAAUUGGGGGCGUGGUUUUGUUUUGGCGUCAGCAACGCGUGUGCGCGCUGUACGGCCGGUACGCGCCGGGACAGGGCCAUUGCUGGCCGGCCGGACUCGCUUGGUUCCUGCAGGAGGUCCCGGCCCUGCUGACGCCGCUGCUGCUGCUGCUGUGGACCGAGGAGGGGUCCGGGUCCGGGACCGGGACGCUGGUGCUGCUCUGCACCUUCGUGCUGCACUACAGCUACAGAAGUUUGAUCUACGCCUUCUUGACCCGAGGACGGCCGGUACCGCUGCGCAUCAUCGUCUUCUCUGCUGCCUUCUGCGGCCUCAACGGCUUCCUGCAGGGCCACCACCUGCUGCACUGCACCCACUUCCACCACACCUGGAUGACCGCGGUGCGUCUGGCUGCAGGCUGGUUCCUGUUCCUGGUGGGUCUGAGCAUCAACAUCCACAGUGACCACAUCCUCCGCAACUUAAGAAAACCUGGAGAGCUCAUCUACCGAAUCCCCCGGGGAGGAAUGUUUGAGUUCGUGUCCGGCGCCAAUUUCCUGGGAGAGAUCCUGGAGUGGUGUGGUUAUGCAGUUGCUGCCGGGUCUUUUCCCGCCUGGGCUUGGGCGUUCUUUACGGUGUGUUCUAUCGGGCCCAGAGCCUGCCACCACCACAGAGACUACCAGCAGAGGUUUGAAGACUACCCCCCCUCCAGGAAAGCCAUCAUCCCCUUCCUUCUGUGAAGACGCAGAACCGGCCCGGCAGAACCCUUGUCUUAUCCGAAAUGCUGUCUGGUUCUGAUCCAGAUCAAACAUUGAUUUUUAUUUCUUACAGUUUAAAACAUAAUUUUAGGCAUCGUCCUGUUUUAUGAAGGAAUCACGAAGACACGCCCCCUGAAGGAUGACAUCAUAAUAGUUCAGGAUCCUCGAGCCUCCUGAGCAGCUGCUCUACUCCACAUGACAGUGAUCCCACGACCUUCCCUCAGGCUGGACCCGACCGGCGCCAGCGGGAGGAAGCAAACCUCAUCCUCUGACCAGAGACUUUACCAUGCUGUAACUUUUCCACCGUUACCGUGAUCAUUCCAGUAGAUCGAGCCGCUUUUCUCCUUCACAAUCUGCUGGAGUUAUCGUGUCGGCAGUUGAAAAGUUACAGUAUAGAACAUAAAACUUAAAAACUGGAAUGACAGGUUGAGGGUUUUGGUCUCUGCUCUUAUGAAUGAAUUCUUGGAUAUAAAAAAUUGUUUUAAUUCUGAAGAUUUACCUGAAGAUCCAAAGCUGCACCUGCAGAGGGCGGGUUUAUGAGCUGAAUCCCAACCCAAAUGUUUUCCUCUUUUCUUUUUGCAAAGUUGCACACAAAGAAUUUUGUCUUUCUGAAAGGAAGGAAACUAAAGAGGCUGAGGAAGAAACACAAACAAAUCCUCUGAUCUGAACUUCAUGAAAUGACCGAAUUAUUUGAUGUUUCAAAGAAUAUUUCAUUCCCGGGUCAGGACACCAGCUGGCCGUGCUGGAGGCCGCCAGGAGGUACGAUCCCGUCGUGAUGUCACACUAAAUGAAUUCUGCUCAGAAAAUAUGAGGUCAGAGGGCCUUUCAGAACCAGAUGAGUCAGAACCAGACCCGUCAGAACCAGACCAGUCAGAACCGGACCUGUCAGAACCAGACCUGUCAGAACCAGACCUGUUAGAACCAGAUCCAUCAGAACCAGAACUGUCAGAACCAGGCCCGUCAGAACCGGACCUGUCAGAACCAGACCAGUCAGAACCAGACCAGUCAGAGCCAGACCAGUCAGAGCCAGACCCGUCAGAACCAGACCUGUUAGAACCAGACCAGUCAGAACCGGACCUGUCAGAACCAGACCCGUCAGAAUCAGACCAGUCAGAACCGGACCCAUCAGAACCAGACCCGUCAGAACCGGACCUGUCAGAACCAAACCAGUCAGAACCGGACCCGUCAGAACCAGACCCGUCAGAACCGGACCCGUCAGAACCAGACCUGUCAGAACCAGACCAGUCAGAACCAGACCCGUCAGAACCAGACCCGUCAGAACCAGACCUGUCAGAACCAGACCCGUCAGAAACUGCUGGUGUUUUACCCAAAAAGGCAGGAGAGUCAAAACAUGAACAAACUAUACAAAUAAAAGAGAAACUCAACAUUUUGAGUAUUGGAUCUGAAAAUGUAGAAGUGUUGGCUCCAAAGAGAGCUUUCCGUUAUGGACGUGUCCUGCGGACUAAAACAGAAUCUGAUCAUCUGUCCUCACAAUGUUUGUGGAUCUCCAACAGACUCAUCAAACAAGAACAUUAGAAGACCAUCCUCAUCUAGUGAUGACUGCCCGCUUAAGGAGAAGUAGAACAAGUAGAACAACCUCAUCUCAACUGAAAAGAAAAUACAUGUUUCCAGAUCCAAACUUUUCAACAAAAUAUCUUUAUUUUCCAAUUCCACCAAACAAAGCAAAGAAAAUCACUUCCGAAUCUUAGACACCAUUCCUCACGAUUACCUUCAUGAUGAACUCCAGACUGACUCAAACCUUAUGCAGAAACAGUGGAGCAGCUUUUUUACUCAAGCGAGGAAUCCAAAUCUGUCUGGUUUGAUUUUCAGCUCUGGUUAACCUUUAAUAUUGUUUGCUGUCUUCUUUUAAACUUCCAAACUAUUAGAUUUUGUCUACAAACAGAAAACAAAAAAGGAGAAUUUUGUAUGAAUAAUUUGUUAAUAUUUGCAGCAUUUUCUGCAUAUAAAUGUUGCUUUUAAAAACGAAGCUUUCACAUUUAAAUAACUUAUUUGAAUAUCUUAAACAAUAUUCUGAGUAAGACAAUAAAUUGUAAUCUGCUCAUUUAUUUGCUUUGUGGAAUUAAACAACCCAAAUCCCAGA